CAUCAAGAGAUUGCAGUAGGCAGAGCUCUUUCGGAGCGCGAUGACUACCAUUGAGGAGCGCUCUAAACGCUUCACUCCCAAAGUCAACACCUCCUUUUGUAUGGCCAGGGUUUGGAAUGGCGGCUUGGGAGGACAGUGUCCAUUGAUGCCGGUGUCCAACUCCUUCGGCUUAUGCAAGACUCAUGCUCAUCGAGAUGCAGCAGAAGGGCUGUCGCACGGCAGGGUCGAUGGGCCAAUUCCCCUCGAAAAGCUCGAGGAGUUUGAGGAGCGAUGGGAGAAAAGAGGAAGCAAUGGCUCAUUUGUGCAAGGCUCGCCGCAUGGGAUCCCACCAGCCAGCCCCCAGUCCAAAGCAAGGAGCCCCUCGCGAACUCCGCGCAGAAUCAGAACUCCGCCUCCAGAGGUCACACCCAAGCGAAAGCUGAGCAAAAGGGCUACACCGGAUGCGCCUACGCCCUCUACACCAAGUAUACGCAAGACACCUCUUAAAGAGGGAGCGGGCAGCUGUCUUGCACGUGUUUGGGCAAGUGGCAGAGGUGGGCAGAAACUUGGUCGCAGUCUCAAGCGAAAAGCCUUUCAGAAACGGCAGAAAGUGAUUCUGCCCUUCUUAUUCUAUUCGGUGGAGACUUUGUGAGCAUUUUGCGCUGCUCACUGCUCAUGUCUUAUACACAGAUGAUGUUUUUGUGUUGAGUAGAAACCAGCCACCUUUGACAAAGUAGGUUGAUUCGAUGGCAGGUGUAAGCUAUGCACGUUGAACGCUUUGAUCCACGGCAACUCUUAUCUCAAACGCUUUCCCACCAUUUGUCUCGCUUGAUCAGAGCAGCAUGGACUGUUUGCUGCCGGCCGGCCGGCGCUUGUCGGUCAAAGACCUUAAAUCCUUAAAUGGCCAUCGAGCGGGCAAAACAUGCGCGAGGGCAAGGAUCAAGCUUGCCACUUCGCAGCAGAUUGUGGCAACCCAAGCCAGCCAAGCAGGUGGUCACAGACCCCCCACAAGCUCUGGAAACCGGUCGACCAGCAUAGGGCUGGAGCAAAUUAGUUCAUUUUCACUGAGUGAACCAGUAAACCAUAACAAAACCUCACAACGUCCGUAGCAUCAUCCUGAAGCUGUUCGCCGGCCGCAGUCCAACUGGCUUCGACAUAUUGCAUAUCUGCAGAGUUGAGGCUUCGCAAUGGCUUAACAAUGCCAAACAUGCCGGGAGAUUUGUGUGUUCCCACGAGGUCGGAGCAGUUGCUCCAGAAUUAGCCCAAAGGUUCAGAACUGCUUGCUGCUUUGCUUUCAGCCGAUCCAUGCAAGCCCCUCCGGCCAGACCAAAGACCCAGUGCCAUUAAGUUUUGAUCCUGUGAUCAGCCCAGCGCUGCUGGCCACUCAGUAUCAAGUUUUGCCAUCCGAUGGGUCAUGCUUUGCACCCUAGCACUAGCGCAUUGUCAUUGUGUCACAGACCCACCAAGUUCACUUGCAUCGGUGCUCCACCAACACAAUCAAUUUGUCCAUACUCAGUUUUAACUGCUAGACCUGAAAGAAGGCCAUCAUCGAAAAGAAGCCCAUAGCCACGUCAUGGGCAGCAAUUCCCAAAUUGUUAACAUAUUGUAUACUGAUUUGAUCACUAAUUAUGUGAAGACCUGGACCGCGAGGCAAGAAUGAAGGGCACAAGUGGACAGCAAUGCCAAGCGCAAUAUGGCUACAAGAUGCUAUAAGCUGAUACAAGCACAUUCCAGACGGUACAGUACACCGAUAGUGCGCAGCCUUUUGGAGCACUCCUUUGUACGUUAGUAGGGCACUAGUUAGUCAUAUUUCUUUUUGUGUUGGCGGCACCCGCCCCACUUUGAGACAAAAGUCACAAUUAGGUGCACCAAGCCAGCAGAAGAGGGCCACAGCUUGUGCAAACAACACAUGCGAGAUGCAGAAAAACAUGACGGAGUACCUUGCCAUGGCUUCGUCAAAGGUGAAAUACCAUCCGCAAAGAUGCAGGACUUCAAGAAAGAAGCGGCUAAGCGUGGAUGGAGCGAGCCAAGCCCAGACGCACCGAGCGUUGCAACAGAGAAAGAGCUUAGGUCUGUUCCCAAAGCCCUCAAGCGACCAGCGGGCGAAAAGACAUAAGACUUAAGAGCAUGCUCGCAAGAGAAGCGU
This is a messenger RNA of Durusdinium trenchii, 2125 nucleotides long. Lineage: Eukaryota; Dinophyceae; Suessiales; Symbiodiniaceae. The record is from the annotation of a GenBank genome assembly.